AUGGCGUCCACCACAUCCGAAACCAUAAUAAAGGCCCUACAAAGUAUAUUCACCACCCAUGGUUUACUUGACUUAUUGGUCUCUGAUAAUGGGCCACAGUUCACAUCUGCCCCCUUUGAGUUGUUCCUGGCAAAUCAAGGGAUCCACCACGCCUUGAAGCCCCCUUUCCACCCAUCAAGCAAUGGCCUGGCAGAAAGAAUGAUGCAGACUGCCAAGGACAUCCUGGGGAAGAUGGGCACAGAUGACUGGCAGGCUAAGAUAACCCAACCUGUUCCUAAGAACUACCAACACGUCCUGGCUUUGGCAUUUGCCAUUCAGGAGAUCAACAAAGACCCACAACUUCUCCCCAACAUCACCCUGGGCUUCCGCAUCUACGAAGAGAACCAGUAUGCAAGUAUGGUCCAAGAUGUCAGCCUGUCUCUGCUCUCCAGCCGGGAAAAAUUGUUUCCUAACUAUAAGUGUGACACACAGGACGACCUUCUCUCUGUCCUUGGAGGUCUCAACUCCAGAACUUCAUACCAGAUGGCAACCAUGUUUGGCAAUUUCAAGAUUUCUCAGCUGGGUUACCGCUUCUCUGACCCUGUUUUGAGGGAUAAGACUCAGUUCCCCACCUUCUACCAGAUCGAUCCCCAGUAUCACCUACAGAAUGCAGCCAUCGUCCGACUCCUUCUCUAUUUCCGGUGGAACUGGAUUGGGGUGGUUGUUCCGAAGUCAGAGAGCAGUGACCAUUUUAUCCGGAUUUUUGAAGCCACCCUCGCCCAGCAUGACAUCUGCAUACAAUUUGUGAAACAGAUGCUUUGCCAAAUCUCACUGUUCAAUGAAUUGCACAAUGAUCAAAUAGAUGUGGUUUGGACCAUUUGGAACCAUAAUGCUCAAGUUGUAAUUGUCUCAGGGGACUCAAAUACCCUGCAAAGCCUUAUAGCAGCCCUUUAUAUUUAUGAAGAAGAGACCCACACUACUUCUGGGAAAGCCUGGAUCCUGACCACCCAAUGGGAAUUUUCAGCGAUUGGCUAUCACUACGAUUGGAUCAAUGUUUUCUUGAGAAACAUGGUUUUUAACAACACCGCUGGGGAGGAAGUCUCCUUUUCGGAAACUGGAAUGAAAUAUGCAGGAUUUGACAUCCUAAACUGGAUCGUCUUUGCAAAUAUGACGAUCCUUCGACAGAAAGUCGGAUGGGUCGAUACCGAGGCUCCUUCAGCUGCAGGUUUCAGCAUUGAUCCUGAUGUCAUUGUCUGGGCCAACCAGACAAAGCCUUUCUCCCGAUGUGUGAAUUACUGCCUUCCAGGACAGGUCAGGAAAAUCGCAGAGAAGAGGUCCACUUGCUGCUACAAUUGUGAUUCUUGCCCAGAAGGGACCAUCUCUAAUCAAACAGAUGCACCUCGCUGUGAUCCCUGCCCUGAAGACCAACACCCCAACAAGGAAAAGGACCAUUGCAUUGCCAAGAAGAUCCACUUCCUUGCCUAUCAAGACACGCUAGGAUACACUUUAGUUUCUCUCACUCUUUCUCUCUCUAUGAUCACAAUGGCAGUUCUGACAAUUUUCCUUAAGCAUCGAAACACUCCGAUCGUCAAGGCCAACAACCGAGAUCUCACCUACAUCCUCAUCAUCUCCCUCCUGCUCUGCUUCCUCUGCUCCUUCCUUUUCAUUGGUCAACCAGGGAAGAUCACCUGUCUCUUCCGACAAAUGACCUUUGCCAUUCUCUUCUCCCUUGCAGUUUCCUCUGUGUUGGCAAAAACUGUCAUGGUGGUUCUGGCCUUCAUGGCCACCAAGCCAGGGAACAAGACAAGGAAACUCUUAGGAAAACCACUCACCAACUCCAUUGUCAUAGCCUGUCCCCUGGUCCAAGCCCUUCUUUGUGCCUCCUGGUUGGCAACCUCUCCUCCGUUUCCCAACUUCAAUUUCCACUCUUUGGUAGGAGAGACCAUUUUGGAAUGUAAUGAAGGCUCAGCUAUAAUGUUUUACAGUGUCCUCUCUUACCUAGGACUUUUGGCCCUUGUUAGUUUCACAGUGGCCUUUCUGGCUAGGAAAUUGCCUGACAGCUUUAAUGAAGCCAAGUUCAUUACUUUCAGCAUGCUGGUCUUUUGCAGUGUUUGGAUCUCCUUUCUCCCUACCUACCUGAGCACCAAAGGGAAGUCCAUGGUGGCUGUGGAGAUCUUCUCCAUUUUGGCCUCUGGAGCUGCUCUCUUGGCUUGUAUCUUUUUCCCCAAAUGCUUCAUUAUCCUAUUAAGACCCCAUCUUAACUGUAGGGAAAAUAUGAUAAGGACCAAACAUCUGUAACUGAUGCAUGCUUGGUAACUUUUAAUGUUUUUCUUUGAGACAUAUUUAGUGUCUUAUGUCAUUUUAAAAACAUGAUGACAGAGAAAGAGGAAUAUGUCCAUUAAAUAAUGCCUUACC
Messenger RNA from Ahaetulla prasina, 2394 nucleotides. RefSeq names its product vomeronasal type-2 receptor 26-like. The record is from RefSeq and is a predicted model, not a curated record. The coding region runs from base 1 to 2277 and encodes 758 amino acids. Gene Ontology annotation, biological process: DNA integration; G protein-coupled receptor signaling pathway. Lineage: Eukaryota; Metazoa; Chordata; Lepidosauria; Squamata; Colubridae. Gene Ontology annotation, cellular component: membrane. Gene Ontology annotation, molecular function: G protein-coupled receptor activity. The transcript is spliced from 6 exons.